AUCAAAUUGAAGCUGUUCUCCAUCAAUAUCUGGAAGAGGGUUCUUCCUACAGUUGAAGCUUACAUAGCCAAACACCGGUGAGUCAAAAUUAUGUUUGGUAUUCUCUGUAUAAGACUACAAAUUUUAGUAGUACCUAGUAGGUGUAUUGCUGUGCCGAGCUCAAUUUCCCAUCUGGGUUUUCCUCAAAUUCCCUUAUUUGUUGUCAAUUAUUUCUCAUCAGGUCUCAUAGAUGAUAAAAAAAACAAUUUUACUGUGUCAUUCCUUGUAAACUCAUGUGGGUUGUCUUUAGAAAGGGCUAAACAUGCAUCUCAGAGGGUAAAUUUUGAGACUUCUGAGAGACCAAACUUGGUUCUUAAUCUUCUCAAGAACCAUGGAUUCACCAAUGCCCAGAUCUCUAAAGUUGUCAAGGCUGAGCCAUAUUUGCUUUUGUCAGAUCCUGAGAAGACCCUUCUGCCCAAAUUUGAGUUUUUGGGUUCUAUUGGGCUUUCGGACGCGGAAUGUGCUAACAUAAUCUCAGGUUGUCCAUCUGUACUGGGUAGAAGCAUUAAGAAUCAUCUUAUGCCCAUGUAUGAUUUCUUCAAGAGUAUAGUUGUUAGGGAUGAAAAAGUUGUUAAAACUUUCAAGCUAGCUCGCCGGGGUCUUUCUCAGGAUGUACAAAAGAAUCUUGCUCCCAACUUGGCAAUUUUAAGAGAAAUUGGAGUGCCUCAGUCUUCCAUCUGUCUCUUAUUGAGUUGUUUUCCUUCUACAGCAUUCCUUAGGCAUGCUAAGUUUGAAGAGAUUGUCAAGGAGGUAACAAAUUUAGGAUUCAACCCCGAAAAAUCGGCUUUUAUCCAUGCAAUUCAUGUACUUGCUUCAUUAAGAAAAGUGAACUGGGAGCACAGGUUUGAGGUGUAUCAGAGGUGGGGUUGGUCCAAGGAUCGGACUCUCUUUGCAUUCAAAAAGCAUCCGGGUUGUAUGUGUUUAACUGAAGAGAGGAUCACGAAAGCAAUGGACUUCCUUGUGAAUAGAAUGGGUUGGCCUUCAGAACAUAUUUCCAGAAAUCCAAUAGUUUUACUUUUCAGCUUGGAGAAGAGAACUAUACCUCGGUGCUCAGUUUUUCAGAUUUUGUUAUCCAAGGGGUUGAUCAGGAAAGAUUCGGCACUAUUCACUAUCUUAAAACCAAAGGAGAAAGACUUCUUGGAGAACUAUGUGACGAAAUUUCAGCAAAAUAUCCCUCAACUGUUGGAGGUCUAUCAAGGAAAGUCAGAUCUUCUGGAUCUAGGAAUUGGAUCAGAGAGAAUUUCUGAAAUUAAACCAUUGUAGGAUGUUCAUUUUUGAAAUCAAAGUACUUGUUUCUUUCAUGUUUUUCGCUAUUUUUAGAUUUAAUGAAUGAUUUAUCUACAUUACAUUA
This is a messenger RNA of Quercus robur (English oak), 1390 nucleotides long. RefSeq lists its product as uncharacterized. Gene Ontology annotation, molecular function: double-stranded DNA binding. Gene Ontology annotation, biological process: chloroplast organization; regulation of DNA-templated transcription. The transcript has 2 exons. The record is from RefSeq and is a predicted model, not a curated record. Bases 91 to 1302 code for a protein of 403 amino acids. Lineage: Eukaryota; Viridiplantae; Streptophyta; Magnoliopsida; Fagales; Fagaceae. Gene Ontology annotation, cellular component: chloroplast.